Molecule: messenger RNA, 7975 nt
Organism: Cyprinodon variegatus (sheepshead minnow)
Lineage: Eukaryota; Metazoa; Chordata; Actinopteri; Cyprinodontiformes; Cyprinodontidae
Gene: map4k4
Product: mitogen-activated protein kinase kinase kinase kinase 4-like
Exons: 32
Coding region: 235-4701 (1488 amino acids)
Biological process (GO): protein phosphorylation
Molecular function (GO): protein kinase activity; ATP binding
Source: RefSeq, a predicted model, not a curated record
AGGUCCCUGCAGGCAGUCAGUCAUUCUGUCUGCAGCGCAGCGCUUCGCUCGGUAUGUGGCAGGAGGGAGCGCCUGUCUUGGACUAAAACCACAGGAAAAACACGCUUUAAAAAUAAAACAUCAACAGGGGGAUUAAUACAAAACCUGACGAGGAUGAGACUCUAUCCGUCCGCUUGAAGACAUUUUCCACUCCGCCGUUUUUUCUCUGAUUUAUUACCGCUUUUCACUAAAAAGAUGGCGAACGACUCUCCGGCCAAGAGCCUGGUGGACAUAGACCUGGCAUCACUGAGGGAUCCAGCUGGGAUUUUCGAGCUGGUGGAGGUAGUGGGGAAUGGAACCUAUGGACAAGUGUAUAAGGGUCGACAUGUUAAGACGGGACAGCUGGCCGCCAUCAAGGUCAUGGACGUCACAGAAGAUGAAGAGGAAGAAAUCAAGCUGGAAAUCAACAUGCUAAAGAAGUAUUCCCAUCACAGAAAUAUAGCCACGUAUUAUGGAGCCUUCAUCAAGAAAAGUCCACCAGGCCACGAUGACCAGCUCUGGCUCGUCAUGGAGUUCUGUGGCGCCGGCUCAAUCACCGAUCUGGUGAAAAACACCAAGGGCAACACUCUGAAGGAGGACUGGAUCGCCUACAUCUCCAGGGAGAUCCUCAGGGGGUUAGCACACUUACACGCUCAUCACGUGAUCCACCGUGACAUCAAGGGACAAAACGUGCUGCUGACUGAAAACGCUGAGGUCAAGCUGGUGGAUUUCGGUGUGAGUGCUCAGCUGGACAGAACAGUAGGUCGAAGGAACACAUUCAUUGGGACGCCUUACUGGAUGGCCCCAGAGGUUAUUGCUUGUGAUGAAAACCCCGACGCUACCUACGACUACAGGAGUGACCUGUGGUCCUGUGGAAUCACAGCCAUAGAGAUGGCUGAGGGAGCUCCCCCUCUGUGCGACAUGCAUCCAAUGAGAGCCCUCUUCCUCAUCCCCAGAAACCCGCCUCCUCGACUGAAGUCCAAGAAAUGGUCCAAGAAGUUCUUCAGCUUCAUCGAAGGCUGCCUGGUGAAGAACUACACCCAGCGCCCCCCCACUGAUCAGCUUUUGAAGCACCCCUUCAUUCGGGACCAGCCCAAUGAGAGGCAGGUCCGCAUUCAGCUCAAAGAUCACAUCGACAGAACCAAGAAGAAGAGGGGAGAGAAAGACGAGACAGAGUAUGAAUACAGUGGCAGUGAAGAAGAGGAGGAAGAAGCUUCUGAGCAAGAAGGAGAGCCAAGCUCCAUAGUCAACGUGCCGGGCGAGUCGACUUUGCGCCGCGACUUCAUCCGGCUGCAGCAGGAGAACAAGGAGCGCUCCGAGGCCCUCCGCCGCCAGCAGCUCCUCCAGGAGCAGCAGCUCCGCGAGCAGGAGGAGUACAAGCGCCAACUGCUGGCUGAGAGGCAGAAACGUAUCGAGCAGCAGAAGGAGCAGCGCAGACGGCUGGAGGAGCAACAACGGCGGGAGCGCGAGAUGAGGAGGCAGCAGGAGCGCGAGCAACGCCGGCGGGAGCAGGAGGAGAAAAGGCGCAUGGAGGAGAUGGAGCGCCGUCGCAAAGAGGAGGAAGAGCGCAGGAGAGUGGAGGAGGAGAAGAGGAGGGCCGACCGAGAGCAGGAGUAUAUCCGGCGCCAGUUGGAGGAGGAGCAGAGGCACCUGGAGAUCCUGCAGCAGCAGCUCCUCCAUGAACAGGCCAUGCUUCUUGAGUAUAAAUGGCGGGAGCUGGAGGAGCAGCGGCAGGCUCAGAAGCUCCAGCGACAGCUGCAGCAGGAGCAGGCCUAUCUGCUGUCACUGCAGCAGAACCAGAACCAGAACCUGGACAGUAGUAAAAGUAGCCAGCAGCCAAGCACCAAAGCCCCGCAGAGCCUGGAAGCCGACAGGGCGAAGGCCCUGCAGACGCCUGAGCCGGAUGCAUCGAAGCAACAAGCGCAGAGCAUUAGCAAUGAAAAGACGCAGCCCAGCCAGGGCUCCAGCCUGGAAAAAAGGCUCCCUGUGGCUGACCAGCAGAGCUCCACACCUGACUCUGAGCCGGUCAGAGAGGCCGAUGAGCGGUACAGGAAGAACGCCCAGGGUUCUCCGCAGUCAGCUCAGACCAAACCUCAGCAACCUCCGGUGCCACCGCGCUCGGAGUCUUCACACGCCAACGGGAACGCCGCAUCCGAGACGCCAGCGAUGCACCGGCCUGUGGAACCACAGGUUCGUUCCCAUCUGGCCGCGCUGAAGAUCAGCAGCAGUGUGGCCUCGCCAAACUCAUCCGCUUCAACCCCGCCCGCCAUGUCCCGGUCACAAUCCUUCACAGAGCCGCUAACAGCUAGCUUUGAAAACCACCACCUGCACAAAAGCAAUGAGUCCCACCAUCUUCCUCCAUCCUCAUCGUCAUCUCCAUCAUUCUUAUCAUCAACGCCUGCUCGCCCUGAGCCACAAACACAACCUCAGUCCAGACCCCUGCCCCAUGAAAAGGUCCCGUCAGAAGACGCCCCGCCCAGAGUUCCUGUAAGGACAACAUCAAGGUCUCCGGUGUUGUCGAGGCGAGACUCGCCUCAUCACCAGAGCAACGCCCCAAAGAGCAGGGACGUGCUCCGAAAUGCUGGAAGUUCAGCAGAGCCUCGGCUCCUCUGGGAACGGGUGGAGAAACUGGUUCCCAAAACGAGCGGUAGUAGCGGCAGCGGAGGCUCCAGCUCCUCCAGCAGCUCCAGUAACUCCAGCUCUCAAAGCGGCUCUGGGGAGAGGUUCAGGGCUCGCUCCUCUUCCAAAUCGGAGGGUUCGCCCCUCCAGCGACCGGAGAAUGCCGGGAAAAAGCCAGAGGAGCGGAGGGACUUGGUCAAGGCGAACAAACCAGCGGACCUGACGGCUCUGGCCAAGGAGCUGCGUGCCGUGGAUGACGUCCGCCCCCAGAAUAAGGUGACGGAUUAUUCCUCAUCCAGUGAGGACUCUGACACCACUGAUGAAGAUGAUGAUGAAGAGGUGGACCAGGAGGCGGGUGAAGAGUCGACGUCCGGCCCAGAGGACUCCAAAGCAGUGUCUUCCAAGCUGAGUAACGGAGAAACGGAGUCGGUGAAAACCAUGAUAGUUCACGACGAGGGCGAGAACGAAGCAGGGACGACUCGGUGCAAAGACAGCACGCUGGUUGUCAGACAGAGUGCAGGUGACAACAGAAAGCGUGUAGCCCCCGUGUCGGGCCAAACGCAGACCCUUAGCCUGCUCGCAGGCUUCUCUCCAAGCCCCGGCUCGCCGUCGGGGCAGGGACUCAUCCUCCACACCCCCAGUCCCCCACACCACCACCACCAUCACCACCACCACCAUCACCCCACGCAGCACAAUGACAGGAACGGCUUUCCUGGCCGCAUCCAUCACCUCCCAGACCUGAUCCAGCAGAGCCACCAUUCCUCCCCCUCCUCCUCUGCAUCCAACUCCCCUUCUUCUUCCAGCCUCGCCAGUCCCUCCACCAUGUCCCCCCAGAGCCCCCUGGAGAAGCUCGGCAUCCUCACAGAGAGCCAGUCAAGUAACAACAUGCAGAAACACAAGUCCUCUUCAUCUUUCACUCCGUUCAUUGACCCGCGCCUCCUGCAAGUGUCUCCAUCCACCGGCAGCGCCCUCAACAAUGUCGGCUACGCCAAUGACGCCCGGCUGGCGGAAGCGUUGAGAGCAGAUCCAUCACGGAAAGGCUCAGUGGUCAACGUCAACCCGGUCAACACCCGUCCUCAGAGCGACACGCCGGAGAUCCGCAAGUACAAGAAGAGGUUUAACUCUGAGAUCCUGUGUGCCGCACUCUGGGGUGUGAACUUAUUGGUGGGGACAGAGAGCGGCCUGAUGCUGCUGGAUCGCAGCGGUCAGGGAAAAGUUUACCCACUGAUCAACCGACGGCGCUUCCAGCAGAUGGAUGUCCUCGAGGGACUCAAUGUCCUCGUAACUAUAUCAGGUAAAAAGAACAAGCUGCGUGUGUACUACCUGUCCUGGCUGAGGAACAAGAUCCUUCACAACGAUCCUGAAGUGGAGAAGAAACAGGGCUGGACCACCGUAGGGGAUCUGGAAGGCUGUGUUCACUACAAAGUCGUAAAAUACGAGAGGAUUAAGUUCUUGGUUCUGGCUCUGAAGAACUCUGUGGAGGUCUACGCCUGGGCGCCCAAACCGUACCACAAGUUCAUGGCCUUCAAGUCUUUUGGCGACCUGGUGCACAAGCCCCUGCUGGUUGACCUCACUGUGGAGGAAGGGCAAAGGUUAAAGGUCAUCUACGGCUCCUGCUCAGGGUUCCACGCUGUCGACGUUGACUCGGGGGCGGUUUAUGACAUCUACCUGCCGACCCACAUUCAGAACAACAUCCAGUCCCACGCCAUCAUCAUCCUCCCUAACACCGACGGCAUCGAGCUGCUGGUGUGCUACGAGGACGAGGGCGUUUAUGUCAACACCUACGGGCGCAUCACCAAGGACGUGGUGCUGCAGUGGGGCGAGAUGCCCACCUCAGUUGCCUACAUUCGAUCCAAUCAGAUCAUGGGCUGGGGGGAGAAGGCCAUAGAGAUCCGCUCCGUGGAGACGGGUCAUUUGGACGGAGUCUUUAUGCAUAAGAGAGCCCAGAGACUCAAGUUCCUCUGUGAAAGAAAUGACAAGGUGUUCUUCGCCUCGGUUCGACCCGGAGGCUCCAGCCAGGUCUACUUCAUGACUCUGGGCCGAAGCAACCUUCUCAGCUGGUAGAGGUCCACGCCCCGCCCUCCGUUUUUUCUCCUCCUUCUCCUCACCCUUCGCAUCGUCCCCCACCUCGCUAACACUGGAUCUCAGAACCCACCUCUGAUGUUUCUGUCAAUCCUCGGAAAACGAAAUGAGAAACGGACACACCAGCCGACCGGCCCAUCAGAGCAGCCGACGGCGACAACUUCAGCUUCUAGAGCUCGACGCCAGGGGUUCUGGGGCUCAACCUGCGACGCGGCGACGGCCACGAAAAGGUCGCCGCCCCUCAGAAAUACCGGAAAUGACGACUUUCUUGCAGAAGUGAAAUCAAUAGCUUAGACGUUAAGGGAGGUAGAAAAUAAACAACUGUGAAUUUUAGAAAACAGGACAGACGACGUUGUGUUUUCUCUCAGCUGUCUCGGUGCUUGUCACGUCACGAUGGGGUCGAUGUCGAACUUCUGCUUCGUUUCCGUGCUCUCGGGUUGGUCCGUAACAUCGAUGUCUUUUAGCUAGGAGUUUUGCAAACGCUACUAUCACUUCUACAGCUUCUACUUUCUGCAGGUCUGCCUCCUGUAAGGAAGCCUGGAGUUAGUCUUGUUUUGUGCUGCAGUGAUGUAAAUAACAGCAGCUUUGGGCGGUUGAGGGCUGACGCCUGGUUGGAGGAUCAAUCCGAAACCCUGGACGCAGCCUAGCAGGUGGGUGAGACCUGGUGUUUAAUAGGAGCGUGUUUGAUGUUCUUUAACAGGACGAAGGAAGGAGAAAGGACCGAUCAGGCAGAUGGAUUUCAAAUUAGUAUUUUCUGAAUUCUUAUAGAGAGGUGUAACAAAGAGGUGUUAAACGUGUCUUUAAGCUUUCGUUUUUCCAUUAAUGCACAUUCAGCCUCAGGCCGCGACUCGCUUGUUUCCUCCAUUUUGAGCUGUAUGUGGAGAAAGCAAGAUGAAAUCGAACCGACGCUCGUCGUCAGCUGUGACGGCCAGAAGUGGUGAACUGGUGGUGCUGUGAAUAGCGAUUCAAAGGUGUUUAUGGACGGAUGAAUUAGAGGAAAGUUUAGCAUGUGUGUGUGCGUAUGUGUGGCGGGAGAGUUCGAUGUUGUCGGCGAAUCGAAUUCCCAUGGCAGGGAGGCAAACGCAUGGUUCAGCGGGUUAGUUUCAGGUGCAGGAGGCGGACUAUCUUCCAUUUUCCUUCUUUCACUUCAUCUUCCAUCUAUAUUAUUUGUAUGUACUCAAUGCACUAAGUGUCCAGAAUGUAGAGAGACUUCUUACUGUGUGGUGGUCCAAGGCAUGAGAUGAUGUUUCUCUUUGUAUCUUUGUCACAAGUGGUCAAUUCUAGGUGUUCAAUUCAAAUGAAAGUGAAUAAAAGCAGACCUCUCAUCGAGUGUGGAUGUACUUUUCUUUCCUGCAGCCGUGCCCGCCCCCCUCCCUCGUCUUCUGGCUUCCUGAGAGCCCUGCUUGCUUUAACAUGAGGACUAAAACUUUGUUGUUUCAAAACGUACACUUUUGGACUUCAGUAUUGCUGUGAUGAAGUGUGUCUUUUUAGGGCGACACAGAGCAGAUCUCUUUUUAUUUCCCCCUCAUGCUUCAAAGUUGUUUUGACAUUUUCUUGUACAUGUGCAUCUCAAUAAAUUAAAAUAUUAUCAAAAAGUUCAUUUACUUAUGAAAUUCAUUUACAAAUUUAUAACAAAGAGUAAAUAUUUAAGUGUGAAUUUCUGUUGAUUUGAAUCAAAUUGUUUUACUUCAUCUAAAAGGACUACUUUGAAGACAGUCCAGUCCUGUUCACAUUAGUUCAGGUAAGUCACUUCUGGGUCUGGUUCAGGAGUGACUCGAGACAAGUCCGUGUCCCGAACACAUCGAGUCUUCAUGUCCUUAAUCUCCUCUGAAGGGCUUUCUUACACAAAUCCUUUCAAGGAUGCCGUUAUUCCCGUUUGUGCACUUUUUCCUUCCACUUAACUUCUCAUGCUUAUUCCUUGUCAAAGCACUCUGAACUUUUAAAAACCUUUUAGUUUAUCAGCAACAGGAGUCUUUUUUUAGGAUUAUUUCAGCCAUAACAUUUGUGUGUCAAACAAAUCUCUUGUUAUUAGUCGUAUGUGAAACCCUGAGUUGCUCAUCUGAAUCUUGUUUAUUUUUCUUUAGUUAUAAUCCACCAUAAUCCAAAUAAUUGAAUAGAUCUAAUCUAAUCUGGACUUUGUGAACCAAAUAUUUGAAAUAAAUGAACUUUUCUGUGGAUAUUCUGAUUUAUGAAGAUGCUGGUUUUUCUCUUCGCCUCAAACUUAGAUUUAAAGAUGUCUGUAUAUUUGGAAUAAUGAGCAACGAGCUGCAGCAUUGAUCUCCUCCUUCUGUCCCGCUGGAUUUUCCUCCAUUUCCACAGAUUAUAGAAAAAAAAGUUGCUCAUCCAUUUGUGCUCCAGCUACAUAUUCAAACUUUUAUAAGGAUGCAAACAGCAUUACACAUACUUCAGCAGCUCCCUGUCAGUCCCAAAGUUUAUGGAGAGGCUGUUAGAACCUCAGUCCCGUUGUCCGAGGUUCGCAGUAGCACCCACCGUGUUUGUUUUAAUGCUUAAAGGCCUUGAAGAAUGGCUGCAUCCAUUUUAUGAAAAUUAUACUCUUAUUAUAAAUUAAUGCAAUGACUUUUAUAAAAGGCGAACAAUGAUACCAUUUCUGCUGGUGGAAGAAAGCGUCCGCUUGCAGGUAAAAGUUAAAACCAGUGCCAAGAGGGCAGCAUUUAAAACGUGUGAAACUAUUAUUAAAAACCACUUCUUAGGUAUUGUUUUAAAAAAUAUAUAUAAAAAAAAAACACUUGAAGCAUUGUGUAUUCUUAAGUUUUAGAGGUAGUUAAGAAACGUGGUAGUUUUUUGUUGUUUCUGUAAGUCUAUGUACACGUAAAUAUGCGACUGCGGUGGUUGAAUAUUAUUACGCUCACCUUAGGUGGAAAAAAAUGUUUACAGAAGCAAUGUUUGUUACACUAAUGUGUGCAUCACGGUAUUUAUGUUUAACGAUCUGGGUUCCUUACACUUCGUGGUUCUGCUUUAUGAGCCUGUUUUUUGUUUUAUUUUUAAAUUGGAUAUUUAUUUUUUUUUCUACCACCUCCCUCCUAAGCAACCUACAUUGAAAACAAUAAAGAACAGAUGUUGUUCAUUUCAGGUAUUCACUUAUUGCCAUUUUAACCAUGGUGACAUUGCAGUAAGUUUUCCUGCAGGCUUGGAUGUGAGGCAAUGUGUUUUCCUCUGUUUCUGCCAUGCUUCUCUAACUUAUGUCCUCUCUGUGUAUGACAGGAAGUUGUGUAUUUUCCUGAUUAUAUAUUUUUUU